Kogia breviceps (pygmy sperm whale) is the source of this 645-nucleotide messenger RNA. RefSeq names its product TNF receptor superfamily member 13C (gene TNFRSF13C). Gene Ontology annotation, biological process: T cell costimulation; tumor necrosis factor-mediated signaling pathway; positive regulation of B cell proliferation. The record is from RefSeq and is a predicted model, not a curated record. Gene Ontology annotation, cellular component: external side of plasma membrane. NCBI's taxonomy places the organism in Eukaryota, Metazoa, Chordata, Mammalia, Artiodactyla, Physeteridae. Gene Ontology annotation, molecular function: signaling receptor activity.
AUGGGCUUUGGCAGGAUGAGGCGAGGGCCGAGGGGCCUGAGGGGCAGGGACAGGCCGGCCGCCCCGCAGUGCCUGCAGACCCAGUGCUUCGACCCGCUGGUUCGCAAAUGUGUGGCCUGCAGUCUCCUCCGGACGACAGAGCCUAGACCGGCCUCGCCUCCCUCCGACCCUCCCCCUCCCCUCUCGUCUCUCCGCUCUGCCUGCCCGUCCCCUCCAGCAGGCGGCCCGAGCAGCCUGGCGCCCGGGACGGCGCUGCAGCCGCAGGAGUCGGUGGGGCCGGGGGCCGCCGCCGAGGCCGAGGCCGCGCUGCCUCUGCCGGCGCUGCUCUUCGGCGCCCCCGCGCUGCUGGGCCUGGCGCUGGCCCUGGUCCUGCUGGGCCUGGUGGGCUGGAGGCGCCAACGGCGGCGGCCCGGCGCGGCGCCUGCCCCGGAGGCCCUGGAGGCCCGGGACGGAGACCAGGAUGAGCCCCUGGACAGUGACAACAUCCUCUCCCCGGGAACCCUGGAUGCCACAGCUCCCAUCUGGCUUCCGCCCAGUGAAGACCCAGCUACCACCCCACCUGCCCACAGCGUCCCUGUGCCGGCCACAGAGCUGGGUUCCACUGAGCUGGUGACCACUAAGACGGCCGGCCCCGAGCAACCGUAG